Molecule: messenger RNA, 5447 nt
Organism: Lineus longissimus
Lineage: Eukaryota; Metazoa; Nemertea; Pilidiophora; Heteronemertea; Lineidae
Product: phosphatidylinositol 4,5-bisphosphate 3-kinase catalytic subunit alpha isoform-like
Exons: 19
Coding region: 1237-4371 (1044 amino acids)
Biological process (GO): phosphatidylinositol 3-kinase/protein kinase B signal transduction; cell migration; phosphatidylinositol-mediated signaling
Cellular component (GO): phosphatidylinositol 3-kinase complex; plasma membrane; cytoplasm
Molecular function (GO): 1-phosphatidylinositol-4-phosphate 3-kinase activity; 1-phosphatidylinositol-3-kinase activity
Source: RefSeq, a predicted model, not a curated record
GCGUACCAAGACUAACACAUCAAUAUGAACCAAGAAAGCCAAGAAGAGGCCAGGGGAGAGGACACCCAGAUAACAAAUGAUGCAGUGAAGGAAGAGACCAUACAUGAAAGUGCCACAGCAGUUGACAUUGAAAGAGAGAAUGGACUCGCGGUGGUCGGUAAGCAGGGGGUUAAUCAUGAAAAAAACCGAGACUCCAGCUAAUGAAAAACGGGGGAAUAUUUCGUCUCAGAAAUCAGAAGUGAACCAACGGCGUUAUCGCUUCGUUGACACUGGCAAAAAAUCAGCUUUUUUCAAGAGCCAAACUUUGAAUGAACUUCGACCGUUUUACAACGGCUCCAUGCUCGACCAGCGGAUGGCAGAGAUCAGGAAGUCAAUAUACUACAUCCGCCAACACUGGCAUGAGUUUGACACGUUCCUGACAUCGUUGAAACAGCUCAUGUUAACAGACGGAGAGCUGACCUUUGAAAAGCCUCAAGUUCAAUCAUACAUGGAGAAACUACUAACGACUAAGAGAACUUGGUUACAAGAGUUUGAAGUGGCGUUUCUAGAUAUCAGCUACGAUGCUAUUAAACUUUACACAUGUUCUGAAGGAUAUGGUCACAUUUAUCGACUCAGUAAUGAAAUCUUCCGCCGUGAAGAUUCCAUUGAUGUGGCGGAGAUGAUUCAGAGUGUGACUUUCUUGGUAGAGUUGAUUAACAUUGAUCUGUUUAACUAUUGCCUCAAGAGGCCCGAGAUGAUGCAUUACAAGGGGAUGGUGUACCGCGGGAUGUGCCUCUGUGACGUGGAUCUUGAUGCCUUCAAGUCACUGCGACAUGAGCCAAUGAACAGGAGAAACAUUGCAGUACCACUCGAUGAGUUUGAAGUGCUGCUCCGUGGCCCCUUCAUGCUCGUUUUGGAUAUUUACAAAGACCAUAACCUCUUAGGAGGACCCUGUCAUGUUUUAGAAGCAGUCAUGCUGAACGCUAACCGUGAUCAUAUAUCAUCAGCGCACCUUGGUGACCAGGAUACGUUAGCACGCGAUAUGUUUGCUACAAUGGUUGCUGUCACUCGGAGUGAGUUUGCGGUGAAGUACUGUGAGAAUCACGCGCUGAUACAUGAUGGAUGGGAAUAUCAGAAGAUACUCCACGAUAACAUAACCAAACUUGACAUCUUGAUGAAGGAUGAUUUACAAGAUGUGCCAGUUCUUCAACUGGUUGUGACGUUGUUGACGCGGCCACCCCUAAAUACGCAGUAGUCAUGCCUCCCAGCUCCGGUGAACUCUGGGGCCAUCACCUGAUGCCCGCCCAGGUGACCGUCGACUGUCUCCUCCCUAACGGGAUCAUCGUACCAAUCAGCUGCACCCGCGACACCACAUUAGAAACCAUUAAAACAGAACUAUGGCGAGAGGCGAAAAAAUACCCCCUCUUUUACCUCUUGGCCGAACCGACGUCGUAUAUAUUCGUCAGCAUUACCCAGGAUGCAUUGCGGGAGGAGUAUUACGAUGAAACCAGACGUUUAUGUGAUCUCAGACUUUUUCAGUUGAUUCUAAAAAUCGUGGAACCAAAGGGGAACAGGGAAGAAAAAAUGCUCAACUAUGAAAUAGGCAUGGCAGUAGGGAUGUCUGUCACCGAGUUUAAUGAAAUCAAGGACCUUGAAGUCAUGACAUUCCGUCGUAACAUUCUCAACGUGUGCAGGGAGGCUGUUGGCCGACGCGAUGCUCAAGGUUUCCGCAGUCAAGCAUUGUAUGUCUAUCCACCUGACAUUGAGUCAACAAACCACCUACCAUCGCAUUUAGCAGAGAAACUAGAAAAAGAAAAUAAAAACAUCAUCGUGUACAUUUGGGUGGUUUCACAAAACGGUGAGAAGCAGCGCUACGCAAUCAAGGUGGCGCACAUGGCCUUUCCAGAGACUGUCAUCGCGACUGCCAUCAGGAAGAAAACACGUACUAUGCAUAUGACGUCUGAGCAACAGGAACAAUGUGUGAUUGAAUACCAGGACAGUUAUCUGUUGAAGAUCUGUGGUUGUUAUCAGUUCUUAUUAGAGAGGUACCCCCUCUCACAAUACAAGUACGUCCGAAAGUGCAUCGCACGAGGUAAGAUUCCCGAGCUGAUGUUGAUGGCCAAGGAUGAUGUGUACAGUAGUCUGCCCAAGAACAUGUUCUUUCUGCCAGCAUAUGUGCGGCGAGGUGUGAAUGCGUUACAGCAGAUCAACAAGCAGAAGACCAUGUCACUAUGGGAGAUUGAGGCGAGGCUUGCUGUCAAGAUUAACUGUGCAACCUACGUCAACGUGAAGGAGGUCAGCAAGUUCUACAUCAAGACUGGUAUCUACCUUGGCACGGAGGCAUUGUGUUCAGACAAAAAUACACGUCAGGUGACCGCGGCCAACCCCAAGUGGGAUGAGUGGUUGAACUACGACCUCGAACUGCAGGACAUUCCACGAUGUGCCAGACUCUGUCUAUCACUCUGUUGUGUGUCACGGAGAAAUAAAAAGGUGCACUAUGCCAUAGCGUGGGGAAACAUCAAUCUGUUUGAUUUCAAUAACCGCUUCCAGGUGGAGAAGAUAGGCCUGGUGCUCUGGCCAAUGCCCAAGGGAAUGGAUGAUCUCCUCAACCCCAUCGGUACACCAGGCUCCAACCCGAACAAAGAUUCUGCCUGCCUGGAGAUUGAAUUUGAUCUGUUCUCUAGUCCCGUCACCUUCCCACCACAGUCUCAGAUCGAAGCAUUUGCUGCCAUCAGUUCACGUAGUGCAAGGGGCUUUAGUCCGAUUGAACCAAUCAGCACUGAGGAAGAUGACCAAAUGAAUAAAAUCAUCGCCAGAGAUCCGUUGUCUGAGAUGUCUGAGCAAGAGAAAGAGUUGUUAUGGAAAUGGAGAGAAGUUUGUCAAACGAAACCUGAUUCACUUCCGAAACUCCUGAAAGCUGUCAAGUGGAACCAGAGAGAGGACGUGGCACAGCUUUAUGUCCUCCUGAAUAAAUGGCCGACGGUAUCUGAGGAAACCGCUAUGGAGUUGUUAGACUGUGACUAUCUUGAUCUCAGAGUUCGUACUUUCGCUGUCUCGUGUCUGGAGAAGACUCUCUCAGAUGAGAAGAUAUCCUUGUUUCUCUUGCAAUUAACACAGGUGAUCAAGUUUGAGCCGUACCUUGACAACCCACUCACGCGCUUCCUCCUCAACAAGGCGUUGAUGAACCAGAAGAUUGGACAUUUCUUCUUCUGGCACUUGAAGUCCGAGAUGCACCAAAUCUCUGUCAAGGUCAAAUUCGGCCUCAUCCUGGAGGCAUAUUGCCGUGGCUGUGGUGCAUAUCUCAAGUCGUUGAACCGCCAGGUGGAGGCACUGGAGAAACUCACCAUGCUCACCGAAACUUUGAAGAACGAGAGAGAUGAUAACCAGCUGUCGGUGUUGUGGGACCGAGUGAACCAGGCAGACUACAAAGAAGCACUCCAGAACUUCUCUUCUCCCCUCAACCCAAGUUACACCCUCGGUGAACUGCAAAUCCAAACAUGUAAGAUCAUGCAAUCCAAGAAGCGCCCCCUGUGGUUAGACUGGAAAAACCCCGACCCGACAGCUGAGUGUUUGUUCAGCGACUUCAUGAUUAUCUUCAAAAACGGCGACGAUCUGCGGCAGGAUAUGUUGACCUUACAGGUGAUUGGAAUCAUGGAUCGCAUUUGGCAGAGUGAGGGCCUUGAUCUCAGAAUGACUCCCUAUGGGUGUUUGUCAACGGGGACAGAUGUUGGUAUGAUCGAAGUGGUGAGAGACGCACAGACAGUCAUGAAGAUCCAGAAGAAUACGAUGAUGGCGGCGAUUCAGCUCAAAAACGACGUUCUCUACAAGUGGAUCUCGAACAAGCAUAAAGGAGAGAAAAAAGAUCAAAUAAUUGACACAUUCACCAAGUCUUGUGCUGGCUACUGUGUGGCCACAUUUAUCCUUGGCAUUGGUGACCGUCAUCCUGACAACAUUAUGGUCAAUGAAGAGGGCCAGAUAUUCCACAUUGACUUUGGCCAUUUCUUGGAUCAUCGGAAGAAAAAAUUUGGCAUCAACCGAGAACGUGUUCCGUUUGUCCUGACAGAAGAUUUCACAACAGUGGUAGCAAAAGGGGCAGACAAUCCAACAAAAAGUGCUGAAUUUUCAGCAUUCACGGAGCUCUGCGGCAAGGCGUACCUCAUCCUUCACAAACACGCCAAUAUCUUCCUGACCUUAUUCUCUAUGAUGCUGUCGUGCGGCAUCCCGGAGCUCCAAUCCCUUGACGACAUUGGAUAUCUCCGUAAGACGCUUGCGGUGGAAAAGACCGAGGAAGAGGCUUUGAAGUAUUUCCAUCAUCAAUUCCACGAUGCGUAUGGCGGUGCUUGGACGACCAAAAUGGACUGGUUCUUUCACUGGGUGAAGAAUAGGAGAUGAGGACAGGUCCACUUAGUGCAAAUCAUUUCAUGUGUUCAGUCUGGGGAACAUUUGUCUGAGCAUGGAGCCCAACUUGUCCUGAGGACAUCAUGAUUCUGAGUAGACUUGUGGCUGACAUUUGCAAGCAACUUACAAAUCACUGGAUUCCUAAGUGUUGUUGAAUAUUACAGGUGCAGUGCAAAUAAAUGUGUACAGUCUGCAGUGCCAUCUAUUGGAAUAUGCCUACAGAGCAGAUUCUCCUUUGUUGAGCUGCCAUUGCCAAAAUAUUUUGCGAAAGUGGUAGAUUGUUGACCAGUUUUGUCAUAAACCUAUUCAAUGUUAUAAAAUGAUGAUAUUCCAGAAUUUUUCUUGCAAUUAUUCAAGAGUUACCGGUACUUUCACUUAAAGGGGGAGUACAGGCAGGAGGUCGGGUACAAGACUUCUACGGGGUCUUUAAAUGAGUGUCGCGGUUGGCAGAAGUUGAAGAAAUAAUGUCCAGACUUUGUAUGUGCUUACAGGAAGUUAAAUCAAAAUCCACACUUUAGAACACGGUAUAUGAUGAGGUUUCAUAGCAGCGGAAGAUACAAUAGUCUGGUGCAAGUUGCAAAGAAGACAUGCAAAAAAAGGUGCUGACUAGUUAUAGUUUAAAGAGAUAUCUUACCCGUGGGCAACAGUUUCUGGCGGUCCUGCCUUUAGUCUCCUUUGAGCUGUAAACAUUUGUAAAUAAUCUGCUGUCUCAUUGUGCUAAUCAAUUGAUCAUAGUGGAAUCGUGUCUGUUUCCUGAUUGUCAAGGCCCAGUAGUGUUGAUCUCUAUCAUGGAGUGCUGCAUGUAUUGGCAGCAGUUGUAUCAAAUGUUUACCUCGUCUAACUUUGGUUUAGUCUUGUAAAUGUAGGCCUACUUUGACUUAGUCUCUUGUUUUCUUCUACGAUUUCGGGUCUGAAAUGGGGCGGGGGUUGCUUGUUGUACUCGUUACUAUGCUGUCCAGUAAACAUUCGAGAUGGCUUCCUUAGUUUCAAAAUGGCUGCCUAAGUUGAGCCAACACAUUGAUCAUUCUUGUAUUAUAGAUGUGUAUAUUGUAAUAAAUGACUACUUUCUU